UAACGGUGUAUCAGUGUGUACGUGUGUGUCCGUGUAGAGUGUUCUUGUUCGAAGGGUGUGACACGAAACAGUUUGGUUGCGUCGGCGCCGACACCGAUUUGCACGUGCCUUUCGCUUUGGUUUCCUUUCCUUUUCGACAUCCUCGCCGUGUGUCCUUUUAUUAUUGUCUUACCUGGCCACAAUUACCGUUAUCGCUUGCCCCCCGUUCGAUGGAUGUGGAGGCCAAAUUGCUUUUGUCCUCGAACAGUUCUGGCCAAGUCCAUGGAGGCUCCAUCUCCCCGGUGUUGUCGUAAUACUGCGCAUGAUAAUUGAAUUUUUUCCGGCCGCCUCCAUAAUUGGAAUUUUGUUAUUCGAGUUCAAUGAACUGUGAGCGGAAAAAUUUGAAAUCAAGUGAAAUGUAAACAUCGGAAAAAUAACUCUCAUCAAAAAAGAAACAAGUUUAAAAUAAAAACACAAUGGAUAACACAACGCUGGCGACCCCUGACCCUCUGGCCACGAUGGCCACCUACGACGACAACUUGACGUCCUUCUUCUCCGAGGAGGAGCGCCAGGCCAUCGAGGGCACCUUGAUCUGGUUGGUACCGUUCUUCUUCGGGAUCAUCGCCUUGACGGGAUUCUUUGGCAACCUGCUGGUCAUCCUGGUGGUGGUCUUCAACAAGAACAUGCGCUCCACCACCAACCUGAUGAUCGUUAACCUGGCGGUGGCCGAUCUGCUGUUCGUGAUCUUCUGCAUUCCCUUCACCGCCACCGACUACGUGACCAAGGUCUGGCCCUUUGGCCUGUUCUGGUGCCGCAGCGUCCAGUACCUGAUCGUGGUGACGGCCUUCGCCUCGAUCUACACCCUGGUGCUGAUGUCCAUCGACCGGUUUCUGGCCGUGGUCCAUCCCAUUCGAUCGCGGAUGAUGCGGACGGAGAACAUCACCAUGAUCGCCAUCGUGACCCUUUGGGCGGUCAUACUAGUCGUCUCCACACCAGUUGGCUUCGUCAACGACAUGGUGGUAUUGUAUGACAACAAGACGAACAUCACCUAUGUCGCUUGCACCUACGAUGCAGGAAACGAGCUGCUCAGCCCGCGCUCCUUCCAGAUAUCCUUCUUCAUCAGCUCCUACCUGCUGCCGCUGAUGAUCAUCAGUGGGCUGUACGUCCGUAUGAUAAUGCGGCUGUGGCACCAGGGCAGUGGGGUUCGCAUGUCCAAGGAGUCGCAGCGAGGUCGCAAGCGGGUCACUCGCCUGGUCGUCGUGGUGGUCAUCGCUUUCGCCUCCCUGUGGCUGCCGGUUCAGUUGAUUUUACUGCUCAAGGCACUUAAUCUGUACAAGGCCGAUACCCUAUUCAAAAUCAUCCUGCAAAUCAGUGCCCAAACCCUGGCCUACAGCAGUUCCUGCAUCAAUCCGCUACUCUACGCCUUCCUCUCCGACAAUUUCCGGAAGGCCUUCUACAAGGCCAUUAACUGUUCGUCCCGAUAUCAGAACUACACAUCUGAUUUGCCGCCACCACGCAAGACGUCCUGCGCCAGGACCUCCACCACCGGACUCUAAGGAUGAAGGCAGAGCGAUGCGAUUGACCGAUAGGUGACCACAGGAGCCUCCAUCAUCAUCUCG
Molecule: messenger RNA, 1598 nt
Organism: Drosophila bipectinata
Lineage: Eukaryota; Metazoa; Arthropoda; Insecta; Diptera; Drosophilidae
Gene: AstA-R2
Product: Allatostatin A receptor 2
Biological process (GO): G protein-coupled receptor signaling pathway
Cellular component (GO): plasma membrane
Molecular function (GO): neuropeptide Y receptor activity
Source: RefSeq, a predicted model, not a curated record